Rubroshorea leprosula is the source of this 1294-nucleotide messenger RNA. The record is from the annotation of a GenBank genome assembly. NCBI's taxonomy places the organism in Eukaryota, Viridiplantae, Streptophyta, Magnoliopsida, Malvales, Dipterocarpaceae.
GUUCUCAACAUUAAACCCAAACUCCUACACCAAGCUGUCACCAUCCCUAGUGAACCAACGUGUGUGACUCAAGCUGUCAAACAUCCCAAUUGGAGGUAGGCCAUGUCUGAUGAGUUCAGUGCUCUUGUUCGCCAAGGUACGUGGGAUCUUGUUCCUCCUAAUUCUAAUCAGCAUUUGAUUGGUUGUAAAUGGGUUUUCAGGCUCAAGCGCGCAAAGGAUGGUAGUAUUGAAUGGUAUAAAGCCCGUCUUGUUGCUAAGGGAUUCCAUCAAUGGCCAAGUUAUGAUUACUUUAAUACUUUCGGUCAAGUGAUUAAACCUACUACUAUUCGCAUUGUUUUGUCCCUUGUUGUUAGCAAGCGUUGGCCUAUUUGCCAACUUGAUGUCAACAAUGCCUUUCUACACGACGCUAAGCCUGUCUCUACUCCUCUUGCACUUCAUUUGGAUCUGCAUUCUACUUCCGACAAUGCCCUCUCUGAUGGUUCUCACUACCGGCAGCUUAUUGGCGCUCUUCAAUACCUCUCCCUCACAUGGCCAGAUCUUUCCUUUGCCAUUAAUUGGGCAGCUGAUCGCAGCACAAUGAUUAGCACCACGGGGUACCUUGUUUUCCUUGGACAAAAUCCUAUUUCCUGGCGUGCUGCUAAGCAAAAGGCAAUUGCCCACAGCUCCACUGAAGCUGAGUAUCAGGCCUUAGCUGUUGCAACUUCUGAGCUUGUUUGGAUCAAGAAUUUGUUGGUUGAGCUUGGGGUACCCUGUCCACAAUCUCUAGCACUGUUCUGUGAUAAUGUUGGUGCAACUUACCUUAGCCUUAAUCCUGUUCUCCACUCUCGGAUGAAGCAUAUUGCCAUUGAUCUCCAUUUCGUUCACGAUUUAGUUGACAAAGGGGUUUUUCAUGUUUCUCACAUUUCAUCCCAAGAUCAGCUAGCUGAUGGGCUCACCAAGCCCCUGUCUUCAUCUCGUUUCACCCAUCUACGGUCCAAGAUCGACGUUGCUGAUGGCACCACCAUCUUGCGGGGGCGUGUUAAGGAAACUGAAUCUAUUGGUGUAAUUACGUGAAUCUGCAUCUACUGCACUAUAAUUGCUAAAUAUAUUGUAUAUAUUUUCUUUCCUCUUUUAGUAGAAUGACUUAAUUACAUUCCCUAUAUAUACACUCUGUAAUGUUACUAGUUCUAUAUAUCAAUAAGAAAGUCUUUCUUUGAUUCCCAACCUCACAACCUCGCAGUGAGAAUGUUUUUUUCACAUCAUCAUUCCAGUUGGGUGAGAGAGUAACGAACAUUAAUAAAGUUGUGAGGCAUUU